This is a messenger RNA of Camelus dromedarius (Arabian camel), 891 nucleotides long. It is a transcript of the gene LYSET, whose product is annotated as lysosomal enzyme trafficking factor. The transcript has 2 exons. Lineage: Eukaryota; Metazoa; Chordata; Mammalia; Artiodactyla; Camelidae. The record is from RefSeq and is a predicted model, not a curated record. The coding region runs from base 90 to 485 and encodes 131 amino acids.
UCCGGCCUGAGCCGGAAGCCCCGACUGUAGCUUCAUCCGGGACGGCGCUUGGGCGGGCCAACCCGGAGAGGAGGCACAGAGCAUGGAGAAUGAUGAACUUCCGUCAGCGGAUGGGAUGGAUUGGAGUGGGAUUGUAUCUUUUAGCAAGUGCAGCAGCAUUUUACUAUGUUUUUGAAAUCAAUGAGACUUACAACAGGCUGGCCUUGGAACACAUUCAACAGCACCCAGAGGAGCCCCUUGAAGGAACCACAUGGACACACUCCUUGAAAUCUCGGUUGCUCUCCCUGCCUUUUUGGUUUUGGACAGUUAUUUUUCUGAUACCUUACUUACAGAUGUUUUUGUUCCUUUAUUCUUGUACAAGAGCUGACCCAAAAACAGUGGGCUACUGUAUUAUUCCCAUAUGCUUGGCAAUUAUCUGCAAUCGCCACCAGGCAUUUGUCAAGGCUUCUAAUCAGAUCAGCAGACUACAACUGAUUGACACGUAAAAUCGCUUUUUUCCUUACAAGUACAAAACUGCCAGUACUAUAUGGAGCCUGAUCACAAGACUGCAGUUUCUUCACAGAUCUCAGGAAGUUGUGGUGGGACAGAUGUUUUUUAAAAAAUGUGAUUGGGGGCUGUCUUUAUCUGAACAAUAAGGAAUUUUUAGGUAAAGCCUGAGAUACAGUACUACAAAAUCAUGUUGAUGACUUCAGAUUUUGGAAGUAAAAUUUUACCUGUUAUUUGCAUUCUUUAGAAACUUGAGUAAGUACCUGGACUCAUAUUUUUAUUCUACUGUGCAACAUAGUGAUGAUUCAGAAAUUUUUCCUUUGGGGAAAAAAUGAAUAUGAACAUUUCCAUUGUGUUUAAUGUAAAGAGGUCCAAACAUGGUCAUAAAAUUUAAAUUUUAUACAA